CCGAGAGCCUGUUGGGUGUCAUGGCGGCCUGCAGGCGUUGCAGCUCAUGCCUCCGCCUUAGGCCGCUGAGCGAGAGUCCACUGCGUUUUCCCGGACGUGAUCGGGCACUCACUCACCGGCAGGUGCGAGCGCUAUGGGGUGGCACGGGAUCUCGAGCCGUGGCUGUGGAAUUAGGCAGCAGAAAAUUAGAAUUAUCCACUGGGAAAUUGGCCAGAUUUGCAGAUGGUUCUGCCGUAGUACAGUCAGGUGACACUGCAGUAAUGGUCACAGCAGUCAGUAAAACAAAACCAUCACCUUCCCAGUUCAUGCCUUUGGUGGUUGACUAUAGACAGAAAGCUGCUGCAGCAGGUAGAAUUCCCACAAACUAUCUUAGAAGAGAGAUGGGUUCUUCUGAUAAGGAAAUUCUUACAAGCCGAGUAAUAGAUCGUUCGAUCAGACCUCUCUUUCCAGCUGGCUACUUUUAUGAUACACAGGUCCUUUGUAAUUUGUUAGCAGUAGAUGGUAUUAAUGAACCUGAUGUCCUAGCAAUUAAUGGUGCUUCUGUGGCCCUUUCAUUAUCAGAUAUUCCUUGGAAUGGACCUGUGGGGGCAGUCCGAAUGGGAAUGAUUGAUGGAGAAUUUGUUGUUAAUCCAACACGAAAAGAAAUGUCUUCCAGUACUUUAAAUUUAGUGGUUGCUGGUGCUCCUAAAAGUCAUAUUGUUAUGUUGGAAGCCUCUGCAGAGAACAUUUUACAGCAGGAUCUUUGCCAUGCUAUCAAAGUAGGAGUGAAAUACACCCAACAAAUAAUUCAGGGUAUUCAGCAGUUGGUAAAGGAAAUUGGGGUUACCAAGAGGACACCUCAGAAGUUAUUUACUCCAUCACCCGAGAUUGUGAAGCAGGCUCAUAAACUUGCCAUGGAAAAACUUUAUGCAGUUUUCACAGAUUAUGAGCAUGACAAGAUUUCUAGAGAUGAAGCAGUUAACAAGAUAAGACUAGAUACAGAGGAACAACUGAAAGAAAAAUUUCCAGAAGCUGAUCCAUAUGAUAUAAUAGAAUCCUUUAAUACUGUUGCAAAAGAAGUUUUUAGAAAUAUCAUUUUGAAUGAAUACAAAAGGUGUGAUGGUCGAGAUUUGACUUCUCUUAGGAAUAUAAAUUGUGAAGUAGAUAUGUUUAAAAUUCUUCAUGGAUCUGCCUUAUUUCAAAGAGGACAAACACAGGUACUUUGCACUGUUACAUUUGAUUCAUUGGAAUCUAGCAUUAAGUCAGACCGAAUUAUAACAGCUAUAAAUGGGAUAAAAGAUAAAAAUUUUAUGCUGCACUAUGAGUUUCCUCCUUAUGCAACUAAUGAAAUUGGCAAAGUAACUGGUAUAAAUAGAAGAGAACUUGGGCAUGGUGCUCUUGCUGAGAAAGCAUUAUAUCCUGUUAUUCCCAAAGAUUUUCCUUUCACCAUCCGAGUUACAUCUGAAGUCCUAGAAUCAAAUGGGUCAUCUUCUAUGGCAUCUGCAUGCGGUGGAAGUUUAGCAUUGAUGGAUGCAGGUGUUCCAAUUUCAUCCGCGGUUGCUGGUGUCGCAAUAGGACUAGUCACCAAAACCAAUUCGGAUAAGGGUGAAAUAGAAGAUUACCGCUUGCUGACAGAUAUUCUGGGAAUUGAAGAUUACAACGGUGACAUGGAUUUCAAGAUAGCUGGCACUAAUAAAGGAAUAACUGCAUUACAGGCUGAUAUUAAAUUGCCUGGAAUACCAUUAAAAAUUGUAAUGGAGUCUAUUCAGCAAGCCUCGGUAGCAAAAAGGGAGAUACUACAGAUUAUGAACAAAACUAUUUCAAAACCUCGAGCAUCUAGAAAAGAAAAUGGACCGGUUGUAGAAACUGUUCAAGUUCCAUUAUCAAAACGAGGGAAAUUUGUUGGACCAGGGGGAUAUAAUUUAAAAAAGCUUCAGGCUGAAACGGGAGUAACAGUUAGUCAGGUGGAUGAAGAAACAUUUUCUGUAUUUGCCCCAACACCCAGUGCUAUGCACGAAGCAAAAGACUUCAUUACUGAAAUCUGCAAGGAUGAUCAAGAACAGCAGUUAGAAUUCGGAGCAGUGUAUACCGCCACAAUAACUGAAAUUAGAGACACUGGAGUAAUGGUUAAACUGUAUCCAAAUAUGACUGCAGUACUACUUCAUAACACACAGCUUGAUCAACGAAAGAUAAAACAUCCCACUGCUCUAGGAUUAGAAGUUGGACAAGAAAUUCAGGUGAAAUAUUUUGGACGUGAUCCAGCUGAUGGAAGAAUGAGGCUUUCUCGUAAGGUCCUCCAGUCUCCAGCUACAACUGUUGUCAAAACUCUUAAUGACAGAAGUAGCAUUGUAAUGGGAGAAUCUAUUUCACAGUCAUCCUCUAAUUCCUCUUCAUGAUUUUUAAGAGAAUUCUAGAGUGACACUUUGUAGGACAAAAUUUCAGUAGUGUCUAAUAUAUAAAUAUAUAUGUAAUGUAAAUAUGUUCUAAUCAUUUGUAUUAAAAUGCUCAUUUUACAUGUGC
Messenger RNA from Suncus etruscus (white-toothed pygmy shrew), 2499 nucleotides. RefSeq names its product polyribonucleotide nucleotidyltransferase 1 (gene PNPT1). NCBI's taxonomy places the organism in Eukaryota, Metazoa, Chordata, Mammalia, Eulipotyphla, Soricidae. Gene Ontology annotation, molecular function: 3'-5'-RNA exonuclease activity; RNA binding; polyribonucleotide nucleotidyltransferase activity. The record is from RefSeq and is a predicted model, not a curated record. Gene Ontology annotation, cellular component: mitochondrion; cytosol. Gene Ontology annotation, biological process: mitochondrial mRNA catabolic process; mitochondrial RNA 3'-end processing. The coding region runs from base 21 to 2375 and encodes 784 amino acids. The transcript has 28 exons.